CCCACACAAACUGAAAUCCUCGUCCUUGCAACAACAUGCCAAUAUUACCUCCAUGAUCCCACGGCUCUCAGCGCCAUAGAGCACUCCCCUUAUGCCUGCAGCUUGCUGAUGUCGGCAGAGAUCGCUUUCCCGUCAUACAGCAGCUCCGACAUCACCUUGCCUGUCCCCGGACCCAGCGUGAUGCCCCAGCAUGUGUGGCCCGAAGCAAUGAAAAGGCCAUGGUCGGCCGAUCCAUCGAUCAGAGGGCCGCUGAAGGGUCCUCCGGGGAGAUAGCACUGCAAGACGCCAAAGUUUUGCGUGUCAGUCAGACUCCUUAUACCUACCCAAGCCACGCCACCAAAGACAGAACCUACCGCCUGCUCUUUUUCCACUUUGGCGCCCUCGCCAAAUACGUUUGGGCCCACGACACGAGCUUGUUCGAGAAGACGCGCUAUCUCUGCGAAAUCACACACCACCUCGUCCGCCCUCUUCGGGAGUGGGACGGAAUCUGUCGCGCCACACAGGUAAACGGUACCAUCUCCGCGACAAUACACCUCAGGACCCGCCGCCCGCGAGCUGCCGUCGCUGGCCGUGUACUUGAUUUCGGUGAAGAGGCAAUGCGCCGUUGUCGGCAGCUUGCCGCGGAUGACGAGGGAGUGCGCCCGCGAUCCGUCGAUCGACUUGCCUUUCUGCAACAGCUCGAGCGGGAUGCGCGCGGACCAGUCCGGUACCAGCGCGCGCAGAAGCGAACCGGUCCAGGGGCCGGCUGCGACGACGACGCGAUCGCAUUCUAUAAGCUCUUCCUUCCCGUCCGACUUGCGCACACGCACCCCCUUAACCCGUCCGUCUCCUGUGGUGUCAAGAGCGAUGACACUGGUUCCCAGACGGACAUCGACUCCUUCCUGCUUUCUUGCUUCCUCCACAAGAUACUCGACCAGGUAUUUUGGUGUCACCUGACCGGUACUCCCGCCACCUCCUAAUUUCUUGGUUGAGGUCACGAUCUUCGGGUUGAUCCAAUUCAAUUCCUUGGGGCACUCUGAGGAGCUCUUGGUGGCCGUGUCAAAGUUCACCUGCAGGGUCUAUCCCAGCCCGGAGCCUGUCAGUAUCGCGCGUCGACAAGCUUUGACAUUAUUCAGGGUCGGAAUCAGAGAAGAGCAGCGUCACGGCCUCAGCAGCCCGUACCUCAACGUUGCGGUAUCCCCAUCUUGUUGCCCCUCCUCCCUCGGUGGCGAGCUGACGGUGAAGCUCGAAGCUCAGCUUCGCCAGACUUGCUGUUGCCUCACCGUGCCAGUCCACCGCCAGGAAUCCGCCAGCCUUGCCGCUUGCGGCGGGAGCGAGCUCACGGGUUGCCUCCAGCAGCGUCAACUUGGAGCGCUCCGCAGCCCCUAAUCGGGCCGGGUGCCGAGCCGAGAAGAACAGGGUCGCCGCGCCGACUAUGCCGCCACCCACGAUAACGGUAUGUCGGGGGAGCUGUGGGCUUAGGGCGUUGGGCGCCAUCGUGUGGCCGCAGAUAUAUAGUGUCGCACGGGUAUAGCAAAGGUAGGAGGUAAACUUUGCGAGACACGCAUUGGUAGGGCCUCACUAUGAUAACAGGGCCGGAAUAUGUAACGGCAAAACCCUAUGCUGUUGUCCCCCCACGCUCUUCAGCUACCGAAGGCGGGGUCGGGCCAGAUUGACGUCAAUCGCCCCUCACCGCUUUCAGGAGGAAUUUUUUGAUCAGGUGGCUAGAUUGGAAGCCUCACUCUCGUAUAGAAAAAAAUGCAGGCCUACUAAAGGUCUCCGUGGGACAGUAGGAACCGUAGCAGAUAUCUGCACAGGCUUCAAGUGUGUGCAUGUGCAAGGAUGGGGGCCACGAAAAAGGCGGCCGGCCAGCAGCAGAUGGUGCCAAUAUCAGCACACAUAACAUUGAACCCUGAACCCAUUGGAAGUCAAAUCUUGUGCCACGGAGCUUAGCUCCCUUCCAAUGACGCCAGGCCGCGGGGUUACACAACAUACCUACACAGUACAUACAUGCGCUAAGAGGUUCGUCCCAUACCGCACAAGUGCCACCACUCGUGCGGCAGAACCCAAGUCGACCCUUAAAGCCGUUGCGGGGUCAGCCGCGAUUGCUGAUUGAUGUGGACGCAGAUUCCACCUGAGCUAUCGGCACGCAGGACCCAAGCCCCAACCAACUGCGGCUCUGCAGACACACCGCAAUUUGAGCAAGGGAAGAGAGAAAGCCUAAAACCGAGGCCCCUGCCUGGGCCGUAUGCCAAGCCCGCCGCCGCCACCGCCGCCGCCAUGUUCGGCUUCUUCUCCUCCCUGCCCGAUAUGGGCGGCGAGCCGCGCAGGCUCGAGGCCCGAACCCUCGAAGCCUUUGCGGAUCACAUCAAGUCUGGCGAUGUGAGGCGCAUCAUCGUCCUGACGGGCGCCGGCAUCUCGACGGCUGCGGGAAUCCCCGAUUUUCGCUCUCCCGGUACUGGUCUCUACUCCAACCUCGAGCGCCUAAACCUGCCACACGCCGAGGCUGUCUUUGAUAUAGAGUACUUCAGGAAGCAUCCCGAGCCUUUCUACUAUCUUGCCAAGGAGCUGUAUCCGGGCAAUUUCUACCCUACCUUGUCGCAUGCCUUCAUCGCCCUGCUCCACAAGAAGGGCCUCCUGCACGUGGACUUUACCCAAAACAUCGACUGCCUCGAGCGCCAUGCCGGCGUACCGGAUAGCAGGAUCGUCGAGGCGCACGGCAGCUUCGCGACGCAGCGGUGCAUCGACUGCCGCGCCGAGUUCGACGGCGACCGCAUGCGCAAGCACGUCGAGGAUGGCGUCGUGCCGCACUGCGACGAGUGCAACGGGCUCGUCAAGCCCGACAUCGUCUUCUUCGGCGAGCCCCUGCCGGCAGGGUUCCGCGAGAACUCGCACAAGGUCGUCAUGACGGACGCGGUCAUCAUCAUCGGCACCAGCCUGAGCGUCUACCCGUUCGCGGGCCUGGCGGACAUGGUGCCCGCGGGCGUGCCGCGCCUGCUGCUCAACAAGCAGCGCGUCCACCGCGUCGGCGACCGGUCCGACGACGUCGUCGAGAUCGGCCCCUGCGACGACGGCGUCCGCAGGCUCGCCGACCUGCUCGGCUGGCGCGACGAGCUCGAGGCGCUGUGGCGCUCCGUCGUGGGCGACGAGGAGGCGGACCGCCAGCUCGGCAGGGCCGCAGAGGGCCCGCCCGACCUCGACGAGGAGGUGCGCAAGCUGACCGAGGGCGUCGAGACUGGACUGAAGCUCGUCGAGACGCAGAGCGCGGAGAAGAAGGACGAAAACGAGCCCAAUGCCGAGCAGAAUGUUCAAACAGAGAACAAUGUGGGGGUCGUUUCGAAACACGAAGACCAGGGCCCCGGCGCCCUCUCCGCGAUUCCCGUGACAGAAGACAAGACCGGCGAUUUGACUGCCAAGACCAACCAGGCAGACGAUGGCAGUGCCUCUGGCUCGGCAGACCAGAACACGCAGCCAGCGAGAGACAACCUUGCCAACACGGCUUCCCAACCUGAAACGGAGGCAAUUCAGGUCACGGAUUCUAGAGAUCAAAACGCGUCCACCACCACACCAUCUGCCGCCGCAGGGAGCGAGUCACUGAAGGAGAACAAUCAUCCUGCAAAAGAGGCCGAGUCCGCGCCACCCAAGGAGGCCAAGCCCGAUACCUUUCCUUACCCUUAGUUUUGGUGAUGAAUGAAGUGAGCAGGCCUGUAGCAAUCGCCUGUCAUGGUUUCGCUUCCCAAUUCAGCGACCAUGCUUGUCCAGGGACCCAAUUGGCUGGGCACUUGGCAGUUUUCAACCCACGGUUUCUCGUAGGAAACCUCUACCAGGUGGGGGAUGCUCCUCUGCGCGGUGUAUUUUUACUACAGAUCAAUUCCAAUACCGGAUUCUAUUGCACGUCGACAAGACACAAUCAAUUUUGGCCAUAGAUUGAACUUGCAUUGAAAAGAGCAUGUAAAGAAAAAAAAAGGCAA
Gaeumannomyces tritici R3-111a-1 is the source of this 3950-nucleotide messenger RNA. RefSeq lists its product as hypothetical. The record is from RefSeq and is a predicted model, not a curated record. The transcript is spliced from 2 exons. NCBI's taxonomy places the organism in Eukaryota, Fungi, Ascomycota, Sordariomycetes, Magnaporthales, Magnaporthaceae. Bases 2095 to 3657 code for a protein of 520 amino acids. Gene Ontology annotation, molecular function: NAD+ binding.